This is a messenger RNA of Melanotaenia boesemani (Boeseman's rainbowfish), 2943 nucleotides long. RefSeq names its product glycerol kinase (gene gk). The record is from RefSeq and is a predicted model, not a curated record. Gene Ontology annotation, molecular function: glycerol kinase activity. NCBI's taxonomy places the organism in Eukaryota, Metazoa, Chordata, Actinopteri, Atheriniformes, Melanotaeniidae. The coding region runs from base 95 to 1798 and encodes 567 amino acids. The transcript is spliced from 21 exons. Gene Ontology annotation, cellular component: mitochondrion. Gene Ontology annotation, biological process: triglyceride metabolic process; glycerol-3-phosphate biosynthetic process; glycerol metabolic process.
CCGUUCGUCUGCCUUUGGUCGCUCCUGAUCAGCGUUGCCGGUGGAGAUAAUCGGUUUCCUGUCCAGCUCCACGCCGAAGCUCCCGUGGUCGCCCAUGAACGGCACCAUGGCCGCGUCCUCACACCGGAUAACACUUGGGCCACUGGUUGCUGCUAUCGAUCAGGGCACGAGCUCUACUCGGUUUUUGGUGUUUAAUUCCAAAACAGCAGAGCUGCUCAGCCAUCAUCAGGUGGAAAUCAAACAGAGCUUCCCUAAAGAAGGAUGGGUUGAAGAGGAUCCAAAAGAAAUUCUGCAGUCGGUGUACGAGUGCAUGGAGCGGACGUGUGAAAAACUCACACAGCUCAACAUAGACAUCUCAAACAUUAAAGCAAUUGGAGUGACCAACCAAAGGGAGACCACACUUGUUUGGGACAAAGAAACAGGAGAGCCCCUCUACAAUGCAAUCGUGUGGCUGGACCUGCGCACUCAGUCAACGGUUGAGCGUCUUAUUAAUAAAACUCCAGGAAGGAAUAAGAACCAUCUGAAACAUAAGACAGGGCUCCCAAUCAGCACUUACUUCAGCGCGGUGAAACUCCGCUGGUUGAUGGACAAUGUGGACGAGGUCCACGAAGCUGUCGUGUCUCACCGGGCCAUGUUUGGGACUGUGGACUCCUGGCUCAUCUGGUGUUUGACAGGGGGAAAGUCAGGUGGGGUCCAUUGCACAGAUGUGACCAAUGCCAGCAGAACCAUGCUGUUUAACAUUCACACCAUGGACUGGGACCCAGAACUUUGCAAAUAUUUUGGCAUUCCCAUGGAGAUCUUGCCCAGAGUGAGGAGUUCAUCAGAAAUAUAUGGUCUCAUGAAAAUAUGUUCUAGCCGGAAAUCCGGGGCUCUAUCAGGAAUUCCCAUCUCAGGUUGCCUUGGAGAUCAAUCAGCAGCUCUAGUUGGACAGAUGUGUUUUCAGGACGGGCAGGCUAAGAACACUUAUGGGACGGGCUGCUUUCUCCUGAGGAACACUGGAGCCAAGCCUGUAAUGUCUGAUCACGGUCUGCUGACCACCGUUGCCUACAAACUUGGUCGGGACAAACCUGCCUGUUAUGCACUGGAGGGCUCUGUGGCCAUUGCUGGAGCUGUGGUUCGCUGGCUGCAGGACAAUCUUGGGAUCAUCGGGUCAUCAGAAGAGCUAGAGAAGUUGGCUGCAUCAGUCGGAACCUCCUACGGUUGUUAUUUUGUUCCUGCAUUUUCGGGUCUUUACGCGCCCUACUGGGAGCCCAGUGCCAGAGGGAUCAUUUGCGGGUUAACUCAGUUUACAAAUAAGAGUCACCUGGCAUUUGCUGCACUGGAAGCUGUGUGUUUCCAGACACGAGAGAUACUGGAUGCUAUGAACCAGGACAGUGGCAUCCCUCUAACUCAGCUUCAGGUGGACGGAGGAAUGACAUCCAACAGGUUGCUGAUGCAGCUGCAGGCUGAUAUUCUUUGUAUCCCUGUUGUGAAACCAUCCAUGCCUGAGACCACAGCUCUUGGUGCAGCGAUGGCGGCGGGUGCAGCAGAGGGGGUGAGCGUGUGGAGCCUGAACCCCGAGGACCUGAGUGAAGUCACGUCAGAGAAGUUUGAGCCUCAGAUCAACCCCGAAGAGAGCGAGUUUCGCUACGCGCGGUGGAAGAAGGCGGUUGAGAAAUCGAUGAACUGGGAGACCACGCAGCCUGUAAUUAAUGGAAACGGUGAAACCAGUAUCUUCAGCAGUGUCCCUCUGGGCUUUUACAUCAUGGGCAGCAUGUUGAUGUUAAUCGGUGCGAAAUAUAUAACCGGUCAAAACUAGUCCCGGACUCCUGGAGGUUGUAAAGUAACGAGGAAAGUGGGAACAAAUGCUGGACCACCGCUGGAACUCUCAUUGCACUCGAACCGGAAACCAUUCCAGAAGAAUGAAGAACAGGAAUGAGAACAGGAUGAACUAACAGGACUAGCUUCGCUUUGUAUCCUAACUUUAUUUGUCUGUGACAUAAAAAUAACAAACAAAAACACACUGGCAUGCCAGAAGCGAGUUUAAGCCACACAUGCAGUGUUUCCUAUUUUUUUUUUUUUUCAUUUUUUAAUGAAAAUUAAUUUUGAGCUUAUUUAUGUAGAAACAAAUGUGUGUUCAGAUGUUGUUGAAGCAUACGGUGUAAUUUACAUCUCUUGUCACAUCACUGAUGUUUUGCUGUUAAAGACCCUAUUUGAGCCACAAAAACUUCUCAUAGAGCACUUUAUACUUUUUUUUUUUUUUUUUUUCUCUGUGUCACUGUUUGCUAACAAAACUAAAACUGUACAUAUUUAAAUUCCUGGGACUAUGUCACUAAAACAGUCUGUUCUGAUAUGAAAACAAGGGAAGGAACUCAUUUGAUAAAACUGGCUUCUUGUAGUAAAAGUAAAGCUCUGUGUACUUGUAUUUUUAUAUUUAAAAACAAAAAGUAUUGUGCGUUUUACAAACAUGAAAAAAGGGCAAUUAUCACGAGAUUCUUUCAUUAACUAUGCACAAAAAAAAACAGAUUUUAAGCCUGUCUUGAUGUAAAUUCAAAAUGUAUGGGUUAAAUGUUUUCAUUAUGUAGUAAAAGUAUAUAUUGAUCAGAUCCUGUUAUAUUGUUCCUGCACCUUUGCAAGCGAAUAAGAUCCAAGCAUUCUUCAUACAGCAGUAAAAUUAUUUACAAAAAAGCAGAUCAGUUGCACUUAAAUUAAAAAGAGCUUCAUGAAAUUUUAAGAACUUAGGCUGGAAAUGUUUAACUUGAAGUUGAAGGUACACAAAUGUCAGUAUUAUACUACUGCCAGUGAUGCAUCGUGUUUGUCUUCUGUGUGGCUCCAAAACAAAAAUUUGUUCUGUUUGGAUUUCAGUGAGGCGUGAAGUCGGAACAUGGUUUGCUGAUGAAAUGAUUUUGCAUUUGUUUUGUAAAGUCAUGCAAUUAUUUAUUAAAGUCCUCUACAGCAGUGAAA